Sitodiplosis mosellana (orange wheat blossom midge) is the source of this 1077-nucleotide messenger RNA. RefSeq lists its product as uncharacterized. The record is from RefSeq and is a predicted model, not a curated record. The transcript is spliced from 5 exons. Bases 147 to 683 code for a protein of 178 amino acids. Lineage: Eukaryota; Metazoa; Arthropoda; Insecta; Diptera; Cecidomyiidae.
UUAUGUAUUUGUAUGCCGGCGAUUAGUGCACGGAGUUGAAUCGCGCAGUCUCGCAUUGACCGUGGAUGGAAACACACUAUUCAAUCUGAAUUGAAAGUUCGAAAUUGUGAAAACAGCUUUGUUGCUUGAAAAUAAAAGUGCUCAAAAUGGAUAGCGGUCAACCAAGUCACGUUCUUUGGCGAAAAGUUGGAGUUGCAUUAGGUGGUGUAAGAGCUUUAGACUCCAUUGGAAUUGGAAUAUUUCUCACCAUUCUAUUUUGGGCCUCAUUCGAAUUGAUUGGUGUUACUUUGCUGAUUUUUGUGGUGUACGCUCUGAAUCUAACAGCAUCCGGCCUGUGGCUGUUCGGAAUUUGGAAGAAAAAAUCUCGGUUUCUCUUGGCUGCGUUGAUCUGGUUUAUCAUUCCAUUGGUUAUCUCAUUGAUAUUGACCAUCAGUGUUUUGUCUUCUGGACCACCAAAACGGAGUACGGAGGAGUUUGAACAGGAAGGCAUAGCUCAUUUCUUUAAUGACUGGCUUAAAGUGUUGGUUGUCAUUGGAGGAGUGCUUAGCGUGGUAUUCUAUGGGAUUGCAUUAGUCACCUAUCUCAAAUUGAAGGAGGCCUUUGAUGGAGACGCAUCGGAAAUCCAGGGUUUAGGUGUGGGCUACACACCGAAAAACAAAACUACCGAUUUAAAUAUCUACUAAAAUGGGAUUGGAUUCACUCGAAAUGGAUGGUGCACGGAAAGAAAUAUCUCUGAAUCCAUAAUAUAACCAAUUGGUUCUUUAAAGUUUUCAUGUGAAAAGAGAAUAAUUGCAUUUAUCUUGGAUCUGUAGUUCAUCUAAAUAGAAUGCACAAAGUAGUUUGCUUCCGAAAUAUCAAGUGAAAUGUCCCUGUUUUCUCUCCGUUUUUUUCCCACUUUUUCUUAAACAAAGCCAUCGGCUAAACUAUAUGUUGAACGAAGAAAAAAAAAAUGUUGUAAUUUCAAUGUGAUGUACCAGUUCAAAUGUGACCUUCAAAAUAUGUUGUGUUCUAAAUUGAAGCAAAAAUAUAUGUAUGAAAGAAAAAAAAAACUGUUUGAAUAAAGAUGAUUAAAGAAUA